AUGGCAGAAUCGACCGCAACACCAGCAAGGCGAGUCCUCCCUGCUCGACAACGUGGAGAUUCAGCAGCAAAGCGUCGAGCGAGUUCACCAUUGAGGCCUACAACUCCAGCUAGCAUUACACCCGCGACUCCUCUACACACGGAAACGAAAGCAAAGAAAAGGUCUGAGAAGAAGACCAAGGUUGUACAUGUAGCGACGCCGACUAGGAGUACGUCGACUCCAACAUCGACCGCCGACGAGAUCCUUCCUACUCGACUCACAGCUACACGGCCACUGCCCACUUCGAUCGAAAGACAAAGUCUAGAUGUGCCAGACAAGCAGUACCAGACCAUUGCGGACAGCGCUAUCCUUGCUGCCUCGCUCCAUCGCUCGCGUAUGCAGUGGCUCUGCGAUGGUGUCUUCAAAAAGUACUGGACCAAACCAAUCAGGCGCAAAAAGGCCCCUGUCGAAGAGCCAGUUGGUAACCCUGACGUGAAGUCGAUGCAGAAGCUUGGGAAUGCUACACUCAUUGUCGAACCACACACCUUCGAGGCCACCUUCUAUGUGGUACGAGAAACAUCGAGCUUGGCGCCUCCAGUCUAUAGACCUGCCAACACACCCACGGCAAAAUCAAUUCAAAUUCCUACUGCAUCAGUGACACAGCCCUCUGUACAUGCUCCUGUGGUCAGUAAUCUGCCGAGCGCUCCAAGCAACAAUCCCAAACUAUCGACGCCUGCUCCGAUUGCAGAUCCUUCGCCAGCAUUAGCUUCGAGUCGACCUACAACACCUCCUGGUGGCGCGAAAGCAACAGAUCCUGUGAUACAGAUGCUAGCCAAUCGUGCAGCUACAGACAAUCACCUUAAAGAGCUGAUGAAGGUUGUGGCUCAAUCAAAGGCAAAUCCCGAUCAGUUACGCGAAUUCCAGGCACACAUCGACGAAUUCAACGCAAUUGUCAAGCGCCAACAGGCAGAAAAGCAGCCGUCAGUAAAGUCGUCCCCAUCGACACCGACACCUACGCCAACGCCGACUGCGACUGCGACUGUUGCGGCACAUCCUACAGUUUACCGUCAGUCGCCGCUCAAUCCAACUCAAGCACUUCCACAAUACACCUCGUAUCCUACUCAACCACGACCUGAACCACUUGUCAAACAUAUUGUGAUUGAGCUAAAUUCCGUUCCUGUUGCUGGUCAAUCCGCCAAUCCAGAUCGCUGGCUCUUCCCAGAGUAUGCGGUUCUAGAUACUCAGUAUGGUGGUACCGAGAUGACCUGUUCAUUUUUCGUCGAACGUAAAGGUUCUGAUAUCCUCGCCUCAAUGAAGGACCUCACUACUGAAGAAGCGCAACUCAUGUCAACCAAAUGGAAGCCUGAAACCGAGUAUUACGAGCCAGCCACCAUCGUGGUGCGUGCAUCGAACAGCCGCACUAUAGCUACCAUAGCCAGUGCCGCCAAACCACUACCUGAAGUGCAGAAGUAUAUGCAGGAAGUCAUGGCAAAGAAAGUGAGAGCUCCGCGGGAAUACCUGGUCUAUCGGCUGCCCAGAGAUAAGGUUGAUCUUUCGAUUGAUUUUGUGGAUAGUGCAGUUGAGCUCAGUGCUGAAGAUGAUGAGCUCAAGGAUUAUUACCCUCUCUAG
Lithohypha guttulata is the source of this 1608-nucleotide messenger RNA. RefSeq lists its product as uncharacterized. Bases 1 to 1608 code for a protein of 535 amino acids. The transcript has a single exon. Gene Ontology annotation, biological process: chromatin remodeling. Gene Ontology annotation, cellular component: Swr1 complex. The record is from RefSeq and is a predicted model, not a curated record. Gene Ontology annotation, molecular function: ATP-dependent H2AZ histone chaperone activity. NCBI's taxonomy places the organism in Eukaryota, Fungi, Ascomycota, Eurotiomycetes, Chaetothyriales, Trichomeriaceae.